Molecule: messenger RNA, 492 nt
Organism: Hyaloperonospora brassicae
Lineage: Eukaryota; Oomycota; Peronosporomycetes; Peronosporales; Peronosporaceae
Source: the annotation of a GenBank genome assembly
AUGGCUCAGGGUCUUGGUGAACAAGCCCUAGCUAAUCUGCUAGGUUGCCCACCAGAGCAACAUGUGCCUCAACUGGAACAGUUUGAGAAGUUUGUGCUCGGACAGCGGUUAGCAGCGUCCGAAGCACAAAGCCAUGUAGUGGCUAAGUCCAUCGGUAAGACUCAUGAUGAGCUUCUGCGCGAGCAGGCUCGAAACGAGGCUCUCAACAGAACUGUUGAGGUGCUCUCGGCCCGGUCUUCUCCACCGAGGCCCAUAAGGAUGGAUGCUCCUAAGUUUGAUGGAUUUGCUGCUCGCACGAUUGUCCAUUGGCUGUUAGCCAUGGAACAAUGUGGCGUAGCGCAGCUCAUCGAGGACGACAGCCAAAUGGUGUCGUACGCUAUGUCGCAUUUGCGGGGUAAAGCCUCAGAGUGGGCUUACUCAGCGCUUUUGGCGGACAGUAAAGCGUUUGGGUCAUGGGCGAUCUUUAAGACAAAGAUUCGCGCCAUGUAUUAG